This is a messenger RNA of Anguilla rostrata (American eel), 4604 nucleotides long. RefSeq names its product WASH complex subunit 2C (gene washc2c). Lineage: Eukaryota; Metazoa; Chordata; Actinopteri; Anguilliformes; Anguillidae. The transcript has 31 exons. Bases 164 to 4285 code for a protein of 1373 amino acids. Gene Ontology annotation, cellular component: nucleus. Gene Ontology annotation, biological process: chromatin organization. The record is from RefSeq and is a predicted model, not a curated record.
GGUGACGCGUGUCAGCUGAUAACCUACAGCACACACAGAACAUGGCCGACCUGUCAGAAAACCGAUGAGAAAACGGGACAUUAAAGCUUCGUUGUAGCGCACAGUCUUAAAAAUAAAGUGAAAAGCAGUACCCGAAGAAGUUUGAGAACGUUACUGCCAAAAGAUGAGUGCAGUGUCGCCGGCCGUGCCUAACGGGCCUAACGGGCCUAGUGAACAGAACGGGACGGGUGAGCAGGUGUGGGAGAGGCCAUGGUCCUUGGAGGAGAUUCGCAAGACCAGCGCUAACUGGUCUCUGGCUGCUGACUCCGGACUCUUCCUAUUCCUCCAAGACUUCUCUCAGAGGAUGCUGUCAAAGACGCAUGAGAUUGAGAAGCAGCUGGACGGCCUAAUCCGAGACACCAAGGCCACAGACUGCUGCCUUCACACUGUCUUCAACGACUUCCUCAUGCUCUCCAACACGCAGUUCAUCGAGAAUCGCGUGUAUGACGAGGAAGUGGAGGAGCCUGUGUCAAAACCUGAAGCUACAGAGAUACAGCCAGAACAGGAGAAGACGCGAGAACAGAAGGAGGCGGAGCUCAUUCCUAAAGUCCAGGAAGCAGUGAACUACGGCCUGAGGGUUCUGGAAUCUGCCUUUGAGCAGCUGGAUAUCAAAGCAGGAAACUCGGAAUCGGAAGAUGAAGAAAUCGCUGAUCGAGUUGAGCCGAUACUAGAACCAAAGGACCUGUAUGUGGACAGACCCUUGCCUUACCUGAUAGGAUCUCAGCACUUCAUGGAACAAGAUGACGUGGGGCUUGGAGACCUCUCCAGUGAAGAAAUGUCCAUAGAUAGCGACCGAGACAGCGUCAUUGACAGUGAAGAAGAUAAGAAUGACGAUCAGUCAGAUGACUUUGACCAGGAUGAAGAAGGACAAGGAAGCAUAAAAGAAAAGUCAUCGAUCGCAAGCGAGGAGGAUGAAGAAGAGGAGGAUGAAGAGGAAGACUCUGAUAUAUUUGGAGAAUCUGAUAAAGAUGAAAACGAAGAUGGACAGAGCUCCACUGGCCCUGCAUCGUUUGCAGAUGAACUGGCCGCCCGCAUUAAAGGGGAGGUGCCAAGCAAGCCAGAAGAGGAUCGCUCAUCAUUAAAAUCCUCCACCUCUGCCGCAAAGAAGAAGAGUAAAGGAAAGAAAGAGCCCAAGGCUGUUAAAUCUCAGGCUGCUCCUGAUGAUGAUGACAUGUUCAGUCCUCCAAAAAUGGAGGAUGAGGACUAUUCUCCAUUUGGCGGGAAAGGCGGUCUGUUCAGUGGAGGGAGGGGCUUGUUUGAUGACGAUGAUGAGGGCGAUUUGUUCUCCGAUGCGCCGAAACACCAGCUGGGGGGAACGAGUCCAGUACCAGCUGCUGAAGAUCCUGUAUUAUCCAAGUCCAAAAGGAAGAUUCCCACUGGGGCUGUCUCUAUAUUCCCAGGAAGCAGUCUGUUUGGCCCCCCGGGCAAUGCCUCGGGCUCCUCAGGGGGCAGGGAGAACGGGGGCCCAGCCAAGCCCCAGGCGGCCCCCACCCAGCCCGCCUCGGCCGGGCUCUUCGACGACGAGGACGACGACGAAGAUUUCUUCAGCGGCAGCACUCUGAAAAAGUCCGCUUCUGCUGGGUUUGAGAAACCCAAACAGAAGAAGGCGGUGGAUUUGUUCGGGGGGGUCGGGGACGACGACGACGAAGACGGAGACAUUUUUGGAGCGAGCUCGGGCGCUCCGCCCUCCAGACCGAGCCCAAAGGAGGCAGCUAAGGAGAAUACUCCCCCUGCACCUGAGAAAAAGAUGCCUGCAGGGGCCAUUUCUAUGUUUGGACCCGGUACCAAGAACGUCCUAGUCGAGGGUCUGAAGAGACGUCAGCCCUCCACCAACGAGGAUUUGGAGAAAUCAGAGGAGACGGUAUCCGGGCCUGAUGUUGCCAAACCGUCACCUAAGCCUGCCGUUGCCAAACCAUCACCUAAGCCUGCCGUGAAGCCCCAGAGUGGAGGGCUGUUCUCUGAUGAUGAAGACACACAGAUCUUUCCUUCUGCUGCUAAGUCUCAGACGAGGCCUGAGCCUGCUGUCCAAAGCAAACCCAGCAAAGCUCCGCUUUCUAUAUUCGAUGACGAGGAAGGGGAGGAUCUGUUUUCGACUGCGCCCACUAAAUCCAAAUCGAACCAGGGAAAAAGCGUUUCAGUGCAGAAGUCCAGCAAGCUGGGCUCCAGCGCCCUGUUCAGUGAUGAUGAGCAGGAUCAGUGGAUGAGCAGCAAACCAAGCCAGGUCAAGCCUGAUGUGAAAACAGGCAUGCGAGGCAGCAACAGCGCCCCCUCCAGUCUGCCCAGCGCUAGAGCUGCUCCAAAAGACAGCCUGUUUGACGAGGACGAUGGUGACCAUGACCUCUUCACCGCCACCAAGGAGACCAGUAAGAAGAAGUCCCAGAGAGUGUCUCUACUGUUUGAGGAGGAAGAGGAAGAUGAAGAAGGCAGGAGUUCCCUCUUUGGUUUCCAGCCACCAGCCACAGAAAGCAGUGCCCCUGAUGUGAAAGUUUUGUCUCCAGACUCCAGGCCUCCCUCCGAUCUGGGCAAACAGGAAGAGGAAGGCGUGCAUGGCACAUCGGCGCAGAGCUCGCCGCAGGGAAGUGAGGAGCCCAUAAAGAAGCUGUUAGGGGCCGUCGGCCUGUUUGGAGAACAAAAAGAGGAUGCAGCCAAGCCAACCAAGAGUCCUCUGGAGGACCCAGACAAGGAUGACUUCCUGUAUAAGGACAGCCCUCCUCCCAUGGAGGAAGAGCCCAGAGCCAAGAAGAAUGUUGUGAGCCUGUUUGACGACGACGAAGAUGAUGAGGAAGUAGAGGAGGCUGUGUCUACUUCCAGCCAGCCAGCUGCUAAGAACACGCUCAAGGCCCAGGAGCAGAGGACCCGCACCAAAAGCACCCGGGUCUUCCAGGAUGAGGAGCUGCUCUUCACCCAGAAACUUCAGAAGGACAACGACCCGGACGUGGACCUCUUCUCCACAUCCGUGAAACCCACCAAAGUAGCAGAGAAGCCUAAGAAAGAGGAAGCCCCCGCCCAGCAAGCCCCCAUCCAGCGAGCGAGCACACCUGUGUCUACAGACGCUCAGAAACCUACAAGUCCUGUAAAAUCUAAAGAACCCUCCUCACGGAUUGGAAAGCUCCAAGCUAACCUGGCCAUUCACCCUGCUAGCCUCCUCCCGGGCGCCGUCCCUCGUCUUCCUGGGGCGGUCAGCGUUCUCCCCAGCCUGGCGCCCCCGCCCCCCCAGUCUCACCCCUCAAUCCCUGUCCUGGGACAGCCUCCCAGCCCCGCCCUCGCCUCGGUGACCCAGGCGGACAGCGAGGGGGGCGUGAGCUUCGAUACCCCUGCCCAGGUCACCACGCUACAGAGUGCUAACAAGGGUCGUGCCAGAGCAGCUGGGCAGCGGCGGCCGCAGACGCGGGCAGCCAGGCAGCUGGCGGCCCAGCUGUCUGACGAGCUCAGAGAGGAAGGCCAGGAGGAGGGUGGAGCCAGCAGGGCGGGGUCCAGCGCGGCCACGCCCUCCUCUCCUCCCACCGCGAUCAGCGGAGCUCCUCCCAACCCCUCAGCCCCCAGACUGCCAAUCUUCGCCCCAGCAGACAGCGAGGGCGCCAAGCCCAAGAAGCCCCCCACCUCCACCGCCACCGCUGAAGACCACCUCUUCGGGUCUGACAACCUCUUCGCCCCCAUCAGCAAGCAGGCGCCCUCGCCAAAGCCAAAAUCUGCAAGCCCGGAGCAACCAGCCAGGCCGGGCCUAAAGAAAGAGGAGGUCUCGGCCAUUUUUGAUGACCCCGGUGGAGACCUCUUCCAGACAGCCAGGCAGAAACCCGCCAAGAAGCCCAAGGCCAUGCCCUUCCUGGAUGAAGAGGACAACGACAUUUUCGGAGUGGAAAGGAGCACCACUGUCACGGUUACAAAAGAACCUCCCACAGAAUCCAACCCCUCAAAACAGGACAUUUUUCAGGAUGAAAAGCAAGAAGCUCCCAAGAAGCGGAAAGGAAAAGCUUUGGAUGCGAGCUUAUUUGAUGAUAAUGUGGACAUCUUUGCUGACUUGACUACCACAAUAAAACCAAAAGAGAAGAAGUCAAAGAAGAAAGUCGAAACAAAAUCUAUAUUUGAUGAUGAUAUGGAUGACAUAUUUUCCUCUGGGACCGUAAAACCAGUGGUGAAGCCCCAGUCCAAAUCAAAGAAAAGCCAACCAUCCAAGGACGCCAAUGUGGCAGAAGAUACAUACCACAGCAUUUUUGAUGACCCCCUGAAUGCCCUGGGAGGAAAGUGAAGCAUCUCAAAUGUCAAAAUAGUAAUACUGUGCCGAAAGACUUGUGAUCUGAAGAGCCCGACUCGGGCAGGGUGUAUUAGUGCUGCCCAUAGACUGUUUAUAAACUUCAGUUAAUAAUCUCUACAGAAAAUUAAACUAGUUCACAUAAAUUAACCACUAACUCACAUUGAUAUUCUGAAAGCAUCACUGUUUAAAGAUUUGUUAGCAAUUGUUAUCUGUGAUCAGAUACAUUUCCAUCUGUUUUGUUAUUUUCCAUUGUAGCACUUUAAGCAUAUGUUUAUCUGUCAACAAAUAUUUAAAAAAUAAAAUGCUAAAAUUA